GAAAGAGAUCCAAGGAGGCAGAAGGCUGCGGUCAAAAUAUUUUGGGGUGGCAAAGGCACGUAGGAUGUGGCUGUGUGGCAGCCCAGAGAUUCAGCUCCCGCCUCCUCCCUCAGAGCGAGUCCAUGGCUACCCUCACGUCUCCCGUGGCGGUCCUCGCCGCACUCCGGAGGGGGUCACCCAUGAGAGUGUUAGACCUGGACAGCGGGAACCUCGCCGAGGCGGAGAUUGCAGACUGGGACUCCAGAUUUCGGGAAGGGAUGGGGGGAAGAGGAGACGCCUCGCUGCAGGCGGAAUGGAGGGCGAGGCGAAGAAGGAUGGUGCAGGAAACGGCGACAAGGCGCCCGGCCAGGCCCGCGAGCUACCGAGACCCAGGUUCCAAUCCUCCCCCCUUCCUCAAACGCCCGGGUUCGAGGUACCUGGCGGGCAAGGGCCGCAGCGGAGCGAAGCGGGCUGGCCAUGGGGAGGCUGCGGGGACGCGGGGCUGCAGAGAGCGGCGGUGGCACGGAGCGCGCGGCUGGACACGAAAGCGGGCGGUGUGGCCAAGCCCCGGCGCACGGCCCGUAGGGCGCUGGGUACCACGACCCGGGGCCGCGCGCCAGGGCCAGGCGCAGGGUACGACGCAACCCCUCCAGCAUCCCUUGGGGAGGAGCCUCCAACCGUCUGGUCCCAGUCUGUCUGCAGUCGCGAAUACCCAAGCGGUUGUCCCUAUCACUGGGGUCGCUUGCGGUCGCCCGAGACUGCGCGCCGCGAACGAGCGCUUUUCCAAGCGCAGGUACUUCGCGGGCAUCCUUGUUUAUUAAACAACCUCUAGGUGAACGGCCGGGAAGCGCCCCUCGGUCAAGGUUAAGGAAACCUCGGAGAAACUACAUUAGGGCAGCUUUUCCAUCGACUCCAAAUCCAACUGACAAAAAGCAGUUUCUGCCCUGGAGAGUUUGCGGGCGGGGAUUGACAUUUGUGCGUCUGCUCUUGUCUGCCACCGACCCCUAUGUGCAAACUGAAGGGGGAGAACGUGAAUCCAGUUUUUAGAUUUCCCUGCGCCACCUACCCAAACUGAAUUUGUAAUUCGGGGUGUUACGGGGCUACCAGGCUCGCAUUCUCUAAGGGCCGUUUCUGCCCAAAUAUCUCAAUGCCUUUCAUCGUUUUCAGGCAAAGCAGACCAUCAAGAGCUCCAGUCAUACUGUUUUCACAGUUUUCCGACGGAGACUCGUGAUCUCAAUAUAAAGAGGACUGGAAAAGUGAUGUUAGAAAUACUAUUCGGUUUAGAAAGGGAAAGGGGGAUUGGAAUAGCUAUUGUCUUAUAUACAGUGUUCUUCUGGGGCAACGUCAGCCUGAAUUAUGAGCCUUCCUGGUUUUUAAAUUAAUAGGAAGUGGUAACCAGGGCUGACUUGAUCUUGGAAAGAGGGGGAGGGCAGUUUAUUCUGGGUGAAAGCGGUUAAAUCCGGUCUGGUUUUUGAAAUGGUUUCAUACAGCACCACUGAUAAUAUACUGUAGCUCUAAUCUUAUCAACUCAGAAAACCUACACUUUUCCUCUCCUUUAUACAAGGCACAAAAAGGCCUCUUACGCUGGGGUGGGGUCCCAAGCUCCAAAGACCAGAGUCCAGGCAGGUCACUUGCCACCAUAGAGUGGUGAGUGUCCCUGGAAGUCCAGGGUCGCUUAUAAAAUACGUUUUGUCGUUGUUGUUUUGAGACUGAGUCUCACUCUGUCACCCAGGCUGGAGUGCAGUGGCCCGA
Molecule: messenger RNA, 1731 nt
Organism: Cercocebus atys (sooty mangabey)
Lineage: Eukaryota; Metazoa; Chordata; Mammalia; Primates; Cercopithecidae
Exons: 1
Coding region: 123-800 (225 amino acids)
Source: RefSeq, a predicted model, not a curated record